Messenger RNA from Panonychus citri (citrus red mite), 2216 nucleotides. Its product is annotated as pikachurin-like. Lineage: Eukaryota; Metazoa; Arthropoda; Arachnida; Trombidiformes; Tetranychidae. Gene Ontology annotation, molecular function: calcium ion binding. The record is from RefSeq and is a predicted model, not a curated record.
CGUUAUCAAAAUGGUUCCAACAAUUUUAAUACGGACCAAAUCACCUAUUAUCAUGUACAUUUCAUUAUUGAUACUAUUAAAUUGUACAAUCAUUUCAACUUUAGGUGAAACCAUUGAACCAGAAUUACUUUUUGAAGCUGCCUUUCAAGGAGAAUGUCAUUCAAAUGGUCCCUGUCAACAUUUGUGCUUUGAUCUUCAUGAUGGAACCUUUGAAUGCGCCUGUCAUCCAGGAUAUAUUUUAUCAGAUAAUGGUUACAGUUGCCUUGAAAAUAGUAUCGCCCAGGAAAAGCGUCAUCAAAGGAGGAUGAAAUUAUCUUCAUCUUCACCUGUCACUUUUUCAUCAUCUAAUUCAAUUUUAUCCUCAUUAUCUUCAUCGGCACGGAUUAACCUAAUUAAAGAUGAAUCUGGACGUAAUCGGAUGCUACAAGAAAUUGAUGAUUUAACUCAUUUUAAUGGUAAACCUCAAUAUCCUGAUGCAAUUUAUUAUUCAUGUGGAUCAAUUGAAUGUGAGGCUGGAGGUUCAUGUGUUGAAAAUGAAGAUUAUGCUGACCACCGAGUCCGUUGUAGAUGUCCAUUGGGUCGAGGUGGAUUUUUUUGUGAAAAACCAAUGGAAGUGCGUUUUCCUCGAUUUCGAGGUCGAUCAUAUCUUGCCCUGCCAACACUUCGAGAUGCCCAUAAAACAAUGCAAGUGACCAUUGAAUUCCGACCAGAAUAUCAUGAAGGUGUUUUACUUUACAGUGGAGAGAAUCAAAAUUUGGAAGGUGAUUUCAUAGCAAUCAUAUUAAACCAAGGAUUCGUGGAGUUCAGGUUUGACUGUGGUAUGGGUGAAGGUAUAAUUCGUAGUGAAACUCCUGUAAUAUUAAAUUCUUGGAACAGUUUAACAAUUUAUCGAGAUGGUUGGUCAGCAUGGUUACAAUUAAAUCAAGAGAAACAGAUUCCCGGCCAAUCACAGGGACUUUUUUCCCGAAUAACAUUUAAAUUGGAAUUAUUUCUCGGUGGAUCACCAAAUAUUAGUUUAAUCUCUUCAAGAGCAAAUAGUCAACGAGGUUUUAUCGGCUGUGUCCGAAGAUUGGACAUAAAUGGUCAUUCCUAUGAUUUCCGAUCAGAUAGUCGAGGUGAUGCCAUUGAUGGAGUUGAUACAGAUGAAUGUAAUUCUGAUGUUUGUAGUAACACUUCCUGUUUAAAUGGUGGCCAAUGUGUAGCCACAUCACCAGAGAAAGGGAUUUGUAUGUGUCCAUUAGGUUUUGCUGGUAACCACUGUGAACGUAAAUCUGAUUUUACUAUUCCCUCUUUCAAUGGUUCCUCCUACCUUCAAUUCACCGGUUUAAAGGAAACUUGCCUCUCAUUCUUUGAAAUUCAAAUGAUAUUCAAACCUCGAGUGCCUAAUGGAGUCUUACUGUACAAUGGUAAUCGAUUGGAUGCUGGAGGUGACUUUAUCUCAAUCAAUAUGGUCAAUGGUUACAUUGAAUUUCGCUUUGAUCUAGGCAGUGGUCCAGCAAUAAUUAGGAGUCGUGAAACAAUUGAACUAAAUCGAUGGCAUAACCUAUUCGUUUCUCGUGCCGGUCGAAAGGGUUGGCUUCAAAUUGACAAUCAACCGAUUGUUAGUGAUUUCAGUCUUGGUGGUUUUACACAAUUAACAUUAUCACUUAACUUGUUCCUCGGUGGAUUAUCUGAGAAAGAUGUUUCAUCUAAUUCAGCAAUUAAAGAUUCUUUCUCUGGAUGUAUUGAGAAGAUUAUUAUCAAUGGAAGAUUAAUCAUGUUCCUUGAUGAGGUGCUAUCAGGAGUCAAUGUAAUUGACUGUCCGAACCAUUGUUCAAAUCAACAUCGAUGUUCAUCACCACCACCAAAACCAACAAACAAUUUUAUAUCAACAUUAUCUUCAUCAUCAUUAUCAACCCAUUCCCUUUUAUCAUCAACCAAAACAUACUCAUCAUCAGUGACUAAAAGUAGUAAUAGUAAAUCAACAGACUCUGUGAUAGAUACAUCGCGCUUAAUCAACAAUCACUUUAAUCCAUUCUGAUUCUUUCAUUUGCAACUUCUCCCUUCUCUCAACUUUCUCUCUCACUCAUCAAUCGACAUUAACUAUCUCUCUUCUACUCUUUUACUCUUGAAAAAUCUCCACUCUCUCUCUCUCUCCCUCUCUCUUUCACUGUCUCUUUUUUUUCCAAAAAAAAACAAAACAAACGCAAUAAAGAAGAUGAUUUUUGUAAAAACAA